AAAAAUCUUUAACGAGGCCUACACACGUGGUCCGCAUUUAGCCGCAUCAAAGUCAUGUGGCUCAUCUGGCCCGUGCGUGGGAAGAUGUGGCUGCGAGGAGCGUGCCCACCAUCAAAAAGCCUGACCUCCAGGUCACUCCUCGGUCACUCCCCUCUCUCGUGAUCUGCGCGCCGAGUGCUAAUUGCUGCCCCCCUCUGCCUCAAUUGCUCUCAUCGGCUGUGUACUUGCCAACAUCCCCAGAGUCAAAGCCUCAUUGACUUUGUAAAUACUUAUCUUGGUUCCCACCAACCCUCUGCCGGAGACCAGUUGACUCUGUCGGUGUCUUGAGGCCCCCAGAUCAUCUCCCAGACUACGCACGCCACUCUUCACCCCUCCAGACGAUUACACACAUGGCUUCCGGAGCGCCCGACGCCACCGCCAUCCCCCUGCCCCGGUAGCACCCACUGCCGGUGCCCCCAAUCUUGCUGGCCUGGACCUCUCCCAGAUUCAAGGGAGCGGACUUGAUCCCAACCAGCUCAUGAACUUAUUAAGACAUCUACCGAACGUCCUGACCAAGUCACUCGCAGACGGCAACCUCAACAAAGAAGAUGCCGCACAAACGCUUUCCAAUCUCUCCGGGCAGUUCCGCGACCCGGGUCCCUCUUCACAUCCACACGGUCCCCCAGCUCUCGGCCACUUGCCACCCGCCCACCUCGGCAUGCUCGGGACAGGCGGCAUGCCCAAUCCGCCACCGACUGCGCCGGAGGGCGACGACGAAGGCGACGAGGACGACUAUGUGGACAAGGACGGUGGACUGACGGACUCUGGACGCAAACCAUCGAGCGGAAAGGGGCGCGGCCGAGGUGGUGCUGCUAUGGGCAGCGACGAGUGGACUCGUCAGCGCAAAGAUAACCACAAAGAAGUUGAGCGUAGGCGGCGCAGCAACAUCAACGAAGGAAUCAACGAGCUCGGCCGCAUCGUUCCCAACGGCUCUGGGGAGAAGGCCAAGGGGGCCAUCCUGUCUCGUGCAGUGCAAUACAUCCACCAUCUCAAAGAGAACGAGGCCCGCAAUAUCGAAAAGUGGACGCUCGAAAAGCUCUUGAUGGACCAGGCCAUGGGCGAUCUGCAAGUCCAGCUGGACGAGAUCCGCCGAAUGUGGGACGAAGAGCGGAUGAACCGGCAGCGGGUCGAGCAGGAGCUCGAAGCUCUUCGUGGCGGAAAGGCGGUCCCAGGUUCGGGCUCAGAGAAGCGCAGUAGCCCCGAUGGUGUCGAUGCGGACGGGGCCGAUAAGCGGCCUCGCACCGAAUAAGUCUCAUGCCUUGUGACGAAUGUCUUUUUUUUGUUUAUGAAGGUGUACAAGUAGCACAGCGUUGUACUUUCCUGUAACGACCAAUCACUUUUCUUGCAUCUACGUUUUCUCGAAUUUCAUGCACAAUGGUUUC
Molecule: messenger RNA, 1421 nt
Organism: Mycena citricolor
Lineage: Eukaryota; Fungi; Basidiomycota; Agaricomycetes; Agaricales; Mycenaceae
Source: the annotation of a GenBank genome assembly